This is a messenger RNA of Calypte anna (Anna's hummingbird), 879 nucleotides long. RefSeq names its product atonal bHLH transcription factor 1 (gene ATOH1). The record is from RefSeq and is a predicted model, not a curated record. The transcript has a single exon. Bases 1 to 879 code for a protein of 292 amino acids. Lineage: Eukaryota; Metazoa; Chordata; Aves; Apodiformes; Trochilidae. Gene Ontology annotation, molecular function: protein dimerization activity.
AUGAGCCUGCCGCGGGGCGCGUGGACCGAGGGCGGCCGCGUGGAACGAGUGGCACCGGAACCGACGGGAUCCGAAGGGGGCGGCUGCGGCUUCGCCUCGGGCUGGCUGGGCGUGUGCUGCCCCUCUCGCCUGCCCGCCGCCUCGCCUCGCUACCUGCUGCCCGGGGAGGAGGAGGAGGAGGCGGCGGCGGCGGAGGGGAGCGCGGUACGGGGAGGUGGGAGCAGCCCCGGCGGGACGCGGGGUACGGCGGCGGGCGGCGGGAGGCCACGGGGAGGCGGCGGGCCGGGCCUGCGGGCGCAGGUGAGCGGCGUGCAGAAGCAGAGGCGGCUGGCGGCCAACGCGCGGGAGCGGCGGCGGAUGCACGGGCUGAACCACGCUUUCGACCAGCUGCGCAAUGUCAUCCCCUCCUUCAACAACGACAAGAAGCUCUCCAAGUACGAGACGCUGCAGAUGGCGCAGAUCUACAUCAGCGCCCUGGCUGAGCUGCUGCACAGCCCCGCCGCCCCCCCAGACACCCCCGGCAAAGCCGAGCACCGCGGGGCUCCCUUCGAGUCUCCCUGCGCCGCUGGAGCCGGCCCGCCCCCGGGGCCGCCGGCGCCGCAGCCCGGGCCGCCGAGAGCCUCGCCCCCCGGGCACGGCAGGACUCGCUUCCCCCCGCCGCCGGCUGCGGGGGGUUAUUCGGUGCAGCUCGACCCGCUGCACUUUCCCUCCUUUACGGACGGAGCCCUGAUGGGACAGAGAGCCCCUUCCCCCGCACUGCUCAUGCCGCAGCCCGGGCAGCAGCCGCAGGAGAGGAGCAAGACGUCUCCCCGGUCCCACAGGAGCGACGGGGAGUUCUCGCCCCGCUCCCACUACAGCGACUCGGACGAGGCCAGCUAG